AUGACCGACAAGCCAAGCUUUGUUGCAGACCGACCAGAAGCAGAAACUGCAGAUAGCUUCAAGCUAACGCUAGCUACAGAUUAUUAUCCCCAUUUUGGGGCUGUUCUAAGUCGUUGGUUUGCUGGCUCCCGUAAGGCUGGCUUCACUGGCCAAAAAUGCAGAAAUAUGAGAAGCUUGAAAAAAUCGGAGAGGGUACGUACGGGACAGUUUUUAAGGCUAAAAACAGAGAAACUCACGAAAUUGUGGCUCUGAAACGGGUCAGGUUGGACGACGAUGACGAGGGGGUGCCAAGUUCUGCCCUGAGAGAAAUCUGUCUCCUGAAGGAACUAAAGCAUAAAAACAUAGUCAGGCUACAUGACGUUUUGCACAGUGACAAGAAGUUAACUUUGGUUUUUGAAUAUUGUGAUCAGGAUUUGAAGAAGUAUUUUGACAGCUGCAAUGGGGAUCUAGAUCCUGAAACUGUGAAGUCAUUCAUGUACCAGCUGUUGAAAGGUCUUGCUUUCUGCCACAGUCGAAAUGUUCUUCACAGAGAUCUGAAGCCGCAGAAUCUCCUCAUUAACAGGAACGGGGAGUUAAAGCUGGCUGACUUUGGGCUGGCUCGAGCCUUUGGCAUUCCUGUAAGGUGUUACUCAGCAGAGGUAGUGACAUUGUGGUACCGGCCUCCAGAUGUGCUGUUUGGUGCUAAACUUUAUUCUACCUCAAUUGACAUGUGGUCAGCUGGCUGCAUAUUUGCAGAGCUGGCUAAUGCUGGGAGGCCUUUAUUCCCCGGGAACGAUGUGGACGACCAGUUGAAAAGAAUCUUCAGAUUGUUGGGUACACCAACUGAAGAACAGUGGCAGACUAUGACAAAACUCCCCGACUACAAGCCAUAUCCCAUGUACCCAGCCACCACCUCUCUGGUGAACGUGGUCCCCAAACUAAGUAGCACAGGACGGGAUCUACUCCAGAACCUGUUGAAAUGUAAUCCUGUCCAGAGGAUCUCUGCAGAAGAGGCCUUGCAGCACCCUUACUUUGCAGAUUUCUGUCCACCCUAAAUGCUACAGUAAAUUGCCUCUCCCUGAGCCUCAGCCACCAGAAUCAAUCAUCCUUCCCUCUGUUGGGUCAUUAGCACCGGUCUCAACAAGGCAAAUCCCUCACCAGUUUUCAAAACACUCCCCUGCUUUAAUUCUGCCGUGCCUCUGUGUGGAACAAAGUCCUAGUGGCUCGGAAAGGUUUAAGGUUCUUUUAAGUGGCCAGUCUGUUUAAUUUGGUACGUGUAAGACCUUCCAGUCAAUUAGCGCUAAUGUGGGAGGGAGCUCUUGGUGUUGCAUUGAAUCUAUUUUAUACCUGUGGAUAUGGUCGUCGACAAAAAAGCCCCAUAGCUCCCAAAGAAUCAAAGAGACAUCAGCUUUUUCUUGUUGCUUUUAAAUAAGUGUUUAUGAUGAAAAUAAGCUCUCUGAAUCUGUGGUGAUCUCAUUUGAUCAAUUUAUUUUUGAUUGACAGUGUUGCACACACACACACACUCUGCAUCCGACACACAAACUGCCUUUCUUUCAGUACGGCUUCUGUUCUCACUGUAAUGAGUUACGUCAAGUAGUUUUUGUCAGUUAGAUUUUAAUAUCAGUCUUCACAUCAGUGUAGCAUGAUGAUAUGAGAUUUUCGAUGCCAAUACCAACAUUGAUCUUUUCCCACACCACAAAGACAAGCCUGCUUAGCCUAGAUUUUUAUUAGAGACACCAAACGUUGGUUAUAUUAACAUGCAGUUCUUGUUACACAUCUUUAGCUGUACAAUACACCUGGUACUGGUCCAUCUGUACUGGUUUUAAUGGGGACCACAGAUUCCUUAGGAAGAAAAUGGCACAAUGAUGCUAAAUAAAAUAAAAUAGAUUUGUCAGUUUAAGAAUAAUAGAUGGGUUGGUUUUAUUUGUUGCAUUAUAAAGGUUAAGUCUUUUUUUUUUUUUUUUUUGAAGAUGGUUUGUUGUUUUUCAACACUGUAUUGGACAAGUUUUUAGUUUUUGUUUUUAAAUAUAAUUUCCAUGGAGUCAAGAGCUAUAUUAUUUGAAGUUUCAUACUAAAUCCUGUUCAUUAUUAUUCACUCGAUAUUGGAAACAUUACACCAGGCAGGGUUGGUAAUUUUUGAAAACGAGCACGAUUUUGAAAGCGCUAGUGCUCCAUCUGCACCCACCCCCUCCUCUCUGUGCUCGCCCAAAGGCCACACCCCUCACUUACAUGCCCAAACACCAUUGGUCCAGUGUGGGCUCGUGCAUGCAUAGGGUAGAGAACGAGCAGGGAGACAGGGAGGCGUGAUUGGUUCAUCAGAUUGGCACCUCCAGGCAGGCAUUGGUCAAAGUUUUUACAGGUUUACAAUUGCUACAGAUGACGGAUUUUCUUCGUUCCUUUUUCAGAGCACGAGUUAUUAAUGUCUGUCAGGACCUACGGUAAAUACAAUUUCAACCAAAAUCUUUAAAAAAGUGUAUCUUGAGAAAAUGACCAACCCUGCCUUUAAUUGUGCUUUUUUUUUUUUUUUUUGGCGUUCUGUUUGCACUCCUGGCUAUGAGGUUACACUUUAUUUUGAAGGUGUGUUCAAUAAACACAGCCUCUGUUUCCUCUGUAAUAACUUUUAAACUACCAACGACCAGACAGGAAUGUUAAUCAAAUAGAGAGCUGUGAAAUACACUGUUAAGGGUUUAUCAAGUGAUUAGAACAAGGCUUUGUCCCACUACCUGUUACCAGAUUGUAUGAUAGUAUGAGAAGAUGAUUUAUGAUUCCCCCCCUUAGGCUUUUUAUUUUCCCUUUUAUUUUAUUUUUUUGCACACUUUAUAACCAACAGAUUAAUUUAAAAUAAUUUACAUGUCCAUGUUUUUAUUGAUGUUGAACACUGACAGCCAGGAUUCUAGACACUUAUCAGUAAAUGGGCCAAUAUAUAAAUAUAAACCUUAUGUUAUUGACUAGUGGACCAUUAGUGAUUACUUUUUUUUUGUAUUCUUUUUUUUUUUUUUAAAUGAUCUUUAUCAGUUAAAUAAUGUGUUUGUACUUUUCUCAAAUGCUUUUGUAUUAGUUAAAUUAUAGAGUCCACUGAUAAUCUGUAUUUUUCUAUGAUUGUUUUGCACCAUUAGCUGUUUUCAUUUUGUGACUUCUUCUAUUAACACGGUAAACAGCUUGCAACGUUUCUUUAUCUCCAGAUUGUUACAGUGCUAUUAAUCCCAUAAAAGCCUACAUAAUGAGUUGUUUGAAGUAGAUGUGUUAGUAGAGAGAGGAUUGGUUUUCAUUUUGCUGAUGUGAGACACGAUAAUGGAUGCAUGUAUUUAUUAAUGAUGGAAUGUCUGCUCAUUUGUCUGCAUUCGUUGUAAAUGUAGCACCACUGCAUUUUGCAAAGGAACUCUCCUUUUGAAUGAUUUCAUGAUCGGUAGCAUUUCGCAGGCUCUUUUUAGGGUUUUGAGUUUUUGAAGGUUGUUUUUGUGUGUGUGCGUGGAUUAACUUAUAAUGAAAAAACAAAAUGAAUUGCUCUCAGUAUUUCAUUCUCUCGUGAUAACCGAACGUUUUUCAGCUUUAGAGUUCACAGUUGAAACUUUGAUGUUGACUGAAGAGUGGAUUUUGCACUUUGACAGUAUCAUUUAGUAGAACUUAGGACAGCUGUUUUCAGUGUUUCUUUUCUUGUAUAUUUCAGCCAAUAAAACUCGGUAUUCAGAAACGCGAACAUAAAUGCAUUAAGUUUGCUCCUCAGAUUUGAAAGUUGAUUUUAUAACUUGAGACAUGUUUGAUCAAACUGAAUCAACACAAGGUCUAUAGCAACUGUUGGGACCUCUUGAUCGUAUCACCUGACCUUUCUUAAAGGAUGACGUUUGUCUGCUACAAAGUUGAAGGAUUGUUGUCGUUCACGUUGACUCAAAAUAUGUGAAAAGUUUCAAACUUUCUUAAAAACGGGUUAACUGAAGUCUUGAAGCGUAUCAAGGACAAGGGGAAAAUCUAAAUUUGCAGCGAUGUGAUUGAAAAGCUCAGGAGCAGUUCAUAAAUAAACCUUUUGUUGAAAUGUA
Messenger RNA from Labrus mixtus (cuckoo wrasse), 4013 nucleotides. RefSeq names its product cyclin dependent kinase 5 (gene cdk5). The record is from RefSeq and is a predicted model, not a curated record. The transcript is spliced from 12 exons. Gene Ontology annotation, cellular component: nucleus; cytoplasm. The coding region runs from base 156 to 1034 and encodes 292 amino acids. Lineage: Eukaryota; Metazoa; Chordata; Actinopteri; Labriformes; Labridae. Gene Ontology annotation, molecular function: ATP binding; cyclin-dependent protein serine/threonine kinase activity. Gene Ontology annotation, biological process: protein phosphorylation; neuron apoptotic process; axonogenesis.